Penicillium brasilianum is the source of this 1245-nucleotide messenger RNA. The record is from the annotation of a GenBank genome assembly. Lineage: Eukaryota; Fungi; Ascomycota; Eurotiomycetes; Eurotiales; Aspergillaceae.
AUGCACAAGACGGAUGAUACACGCCCUGUCCUCAUCGUCGGUGCGGGUCUGUCUGGCCUUGCCAUUGGGCGACUAUUGACAAAUAAUGGUAUUGCAAACAUUGUAUUCGAGGCCUCUCCGCCGGAACGCAGCCAGGGGUUUGCCAUUUCCGUGCACGACUGGGGCUAUUCUCCGUUGCUCGAGGCCCUCGGUGGGUUGUCCCUGCAAAGUAUGACCAAGGCUGUCGCGCCGGACCGCUUCAUCGGUGGCAGUGGAUGGGUAGAUCUUGCAAUGCGCGAUAACACGACGGGCCAGGUACUCGUCGAACCGGACGCGGAUGCCCGGCCAGCGGUUGUGCGAGCGAAUCGCAAUGCAUUGAGAGCCUGGAUUGCCGACUGCGGGGAUGACGAGCUGGAUGUGCGUUACGGACAUCGACUCAAGAGUAUCUCGGGCUCGAUGGGCAACGUGCGGGCAGUCUUCGAGAAUGGAGCUGCAUAUGAAGGUUCGGUAGUGGUUGCUGCUGAUGGUGUGCAUUCGACGGUGCGUUCGCAAGUUCUGCCACAUAUUGUCCCGGAAGUGGUGCCCGUGGUUGUCUACCAUGGCGAGUUCGAGGUGUCGCGCGACGAGUAUGACCGCUACAUGCGUCCUGUCAUCGGCAAUGCUAAUAUUCUUGCUGGCGUGGGUGACGGGUUCAAUACGCCGAUUACGGUCUGCAAUAUAACAAAAACGCGGGUGCACCUUGACUGGUCGUAUUCUCGACCAGUGCGCGGCGAAAAUGACCGACUGUUCAAUGCUAAACAGCCGGAAGACCAGACCCGAGGGCCACCCCAGGCGCUCUUGGACGAGUUGUCGUCGCGGCAGCUCGCGGAGCCAUGGGCACGAUACAUCAACCCGGAGACCAUCCGACAGCACUCAGUAUUUCACUGGAUCAGUCGAUGCGUGUACAUGCCGACGGAGGAUGCAUUGCAAGCUGCGCAGGCAGGCGUAGUGUUCGUCGGGGACUCGUGGCAUGCAAUGCCGAUCUUCGGUGGCGAGGGCGGUAACCAUGCACUGGUGGACAGCACCGAGCUGGCGGCAGCACUAGUCAAAGAGGGUUCCGUGGGUCGCGCAGUGGCCGUGUACUACGAAGGAACUGCGCGGCGGUGUCAGGAAGCCGUACGCCGAUCAAGAUCGCGAUUUUACGUGCUGCACCGACCUAUGGCAGAGUGGCGGGAGAUUGCAGAGAAGCGGCGGGCCAAGGCAGCGCUCAAGGAGCAGAUAGAAUGA